AUGUUGCUUGUCCAUCAAGCCGGCAGCGUCAAGGUGGGCGAAGUGGUGCGAUUCACUUUGACCUACACGCCUAGCAACGAUCGCAUCCUGCCCAGCCCUUCGCAUCUGCACCUGAAGAUCAAAAACACUUCGGCCAUCCCUCUGCGUGCCGCUUACCUCCACGGACCCUACACCCUUCACGUUGCCUCAUAUCCUGCCUCGUUCAAUCCGAAUCACAAAGUUGAGGAUCCGCANAAAGAGGGAGUGCCGGACUUCGAACCGCUACUCAAAGCAGGCUCGAGCUGGUCCACCAAGCUGACUGUUCCCGAGAACAUCCGAGAGACGGGCAACACUUUCGCCUCUGGUCACCAGCCCCGUGCUUCGCAAGAUGCCCAUCGAGACGACAAGCAAGGUCCGCCAAGUGUCACAUGGAUCAUUGAGAUCGCCUCGCAGAUCUUGUUUUCCAACACGGCCGCUGUCCACUUCGAGCUCUUGGUCGGUCGGGAUGAAAGAAGCUUAGACCUCGGAUUUGCAGCCGUCGCUAGCCACGGCCAUGGCGCUCCCGGCCAGAUACACGAUCACCAGAAGGAUAAACGUAGAGAUAAUGUCGGUCAACANAAGGGCCUCUAUUCGCGUGCUGUCAAACUCGUCGUCGAGGACACUCAAGCCCUCUGGGACAAGCCCGCUCUGCCAUCCAGUGACGCUCAUAAACACACUCGUUCGUCAAAAGAGUCGGUUCGAAAAUCUAAGGAGACGAAUACCAGUACCGAAGAAAGCAAAGAGAAUGCUCCUAANGAAAAGAAGAAGAUUCACUUAGUUGUUCUCACCCAUGGUCUCCACAGCAAUAUCGGCGCCGACAUGCUUUACAUGAAAGAAAGUAUAGAUGCCACUGUCAGACAAGCAAGAAUAGAUGCAAGGAAACGAAAGGCUGCCUACAAGAAGUCGCAGAACAAGCCUGCCUCCUCACCAGACCAGCCAGAUUCGGCAACUGACGACAAGCCUAACGAAAAAGCUACUACCGCACCUCUCUCAGGAGGCCAAGAAGAUCUCGAUGAUGACGGCGAAGACGAUGAAGAACAAGUCAUUGUGCGUGGUUUCAGCGGUAACGCUGUCAAGACCGAGAAAGGCAUACAAUAUCUUGGAAAGCGUCUGGCUAAAUUUGUGCUGAAUUUUACUUACCCGGAUCAACCAUUUCAGCCAGUCAAGAAAUCCAUGACAAGAUCCUUCACCGAUCAAUUUAAAUCUCAGGCCACUAAGAAUGCGAGAGAUGGCGAACCUGCGCACCAAGGGAGCAGCAUUCACCACGACGACAGCAAUACUGAAGAGCUCGCUUACACCUUUACUAGCAUCAGCUUCAUCGGACACAGUCUUGGUGGUUUGAUUCAAACGUAUGCGGUCGCUUACAUUCAAAAGCACGCACCGCACUUCUUCGAACAGAUCCAGCCUGUCAAUUUCGUUUGUAUGGCUUCUCCUAUGCUUGGACUGAGUAAUGAGAAUCCCAUGUAUGUAAAAUUCGCCUUGGAUUUUGGCCUUGUUGGACGUACUGGACAGGAUCUUGGUCUAACGUGGCGCGCUCCCAAUAUUGCAAAGUCUGGCUGGAACGCCAUGAUGGGAGGGUUUGGAGCUGGUUCAAAAGAAGAGCAUCAGGAAGACCCAGGAGCAAAGCCUCUGUUGCGCAUUCUGCCUACUGGCCCUGCUCAUACAGUCUUACGCAUGUUCCGUAACAGAACUGUGUAUUCAAACGUCGUCAAUGAUGGUAUCGUACCACUGCGGACUAGUUGUCUGCUGUUCCUCGAUUGGGGUGGCCUUGGUAAGGUUGACAAGGCACGUCGCGAGAACGGUCUGAUAGGCACAUUGGCCGAAUUUGGAUGGGCUGAGCUCACGGGCGCCAAUGCAUUACCUAAGGCGCUCAGAAACAAUGGUAUAGCAAGCGUCGCUGGGACUGAAGACGAAGGAUCUGGUGCCGAUACACCGACAGGCAAACAGGGCGAUCAUGUUCCUCAGCCGUCUACAGAAGCAACGACAGACGACAAUCGUGACUCUACAACUUCUGCUACAGAACCUGCCUCGGGUCAAUUCUUGAGUCCUCACGAUCGCGGGAGCGCAGGAUCUUCGACGAAUGCAUCAAAUCAGGGCGGUGGACUUCUGAAUGGGUUCUUUAACUUCUUCCGUCCUGCACCCUCGCCCGAGCGUCAAUCUUCAAAAACCAUCAAGGCAGUGCGUCGGGGCCAAACCGUCGAUGUGAAAGCUAGCGAUGAAGGCGAAGAUGCAAAGCUGGAUGAAGGGGUCCAUCAACGAGUUCGCCGAAACAGUCGAGGUACGACAGACAAUCCGACGAUGAGGCCAAGCAAACGUCCAGUUGCAACACGCGGCGGGUCUAUGAACUCCAACCCAGAUGCACAAGCACCCCCGAGCACAUCCAUCUUUGAGGCGGCCAGCGAUAUCCUUCACCCACCCAUUCCAUCCACAACUUGGCUCAUUGACCCAGCGUCUCGCGACCGUACCAUCUUCCACGACAGGAUCUAUCAUCCCGAAGAUAUUCCGCCACCUCCAGUGAAGCGUCCCAGUAGACUUGCACGCUCAUUCUCCUCGGAUUCUGCAUCGUUGAGAACAACUCAGUCUCGUGAAGAUGCGGCUUCGGUCGAUCUGGGUAACAUGAAGGUUGAGGAGAAGAUUGCGCGAGCGUAUCACAAAGAUUUAUCCUGGCGAAAGGUCUUGGUGCGUCUCGAGCCUGAUGCUCACAACAACAUGAUUGUGCGAAGAAUGUUUGCAAAUGCCUAUGGCUGGCCUGUAGUCAAACAUCUUUGUGACACGCAUUUCGGAGACACUUUUACUGCGACUACAAGAGACGAAGACGAACCAGCUGUGGAUCGUGCGAAGAACUAUUCACAAGCUGAUCACGAAGCCGGAGAAGAGGUCCAAGGGCAAAAUGAGCAAAAGCCUCUUCGAAGACGUGCGUCUGAUAUGCGCGAAGAUAGAGAUGAACUGAAGCCCCUCAAAGACAGUACCAGCGGUGCCAUCAAGCAUAAACUCAACCCUCAAGGGUCCGCUGUAUGGGAUGACAUCUAUUUUGAAGGCAGCGACGAUGACGACGACGAGGAAGAGGGUUACGCAGCCAAAGUACAGAGAUUCUUACACUUCAAUCAAGGCGAAGGUGAUGGUGCGACUUGGAUAGGUGGCGGAGGUGCUCCAAAGAAACAGAGUACCGACGAUACCAUCCGUCCUACCAAGAAACGCCAAUCAACUGAGGUGCAUCGUGGUCUGGGACCCACCAGAAGCCAUGAGCCGUACUCUCCUCGCCUUUCUACAUCUUCAAACAAUGGGCCAGUAUUGUCACCGAGCUCAGCCAGCGGAGAGUUCACAGGCAAGGUGUUGACGGAAGAACCGCCUAGCAUGGGUGCUGGAGAGAGUAUACUGAGUAAUGCAAAGCGCAACAGUACGACCGGAGUUGGCUUGCAGAAGCCUAUUAAAGAGGUUGUAGCCAAGCCUGAUACGAAUCCUGACGGUGAGGCAGGUGUUGGUGAGGAAGUCGCUCGCAAGGCAAAUAGAGCACCAUAG
Molecule: messenger RNA, 3537 nt
Organism: Aureobasidium musti
Lineage: Eukaryota; Fungi; Ascomycota; Dothideomycetes; Dothideales; Saccotheciaceae
Source: the annotation of a GenBank genome assembly